Ostrinia nubilalis (European corn borer) is the source of this 994-nucleotide messenger RNA. RefSeq names its product large ribosomal subunit protein uL4m (gene mRpL4). Gene Ontology annotation, cellular component: ribosome. Bases 92 to 949 code for a protein of 285 amino acids. The record is from RefSeq and is a predicted model, not a curated record. Lineage: Eukaryota; Metazoa; Arthropoda; Insecta; Lepidoptera; Crambidae. Gene Ontology annotation, biological process: translation. Gene Ontology annotation, molecular function: structural constituent of ribosome. The transcript is spliced from 2 exons.
AAGCAGUUGAAGUUUCUAGGUUAUGUUUUCUUUUCCAUCCAUUUUCGGAAAACCUCAAGUAAAUUUAAACUGAUUUAGAUUUAUUUUAAUUAUGGCUUUGGUGCUGAUAACUGCACUCAAAAGACUUAGUAUUAUAGCAGUACCGUCUCGAGUCUAUUCAUCUGCUGUAACUAAAACUACCGCAACAGUUUUAAAUAAUUCUUUGGAUGUAACCAAGAAAGAAUGGAUGUUUCCUCCUGUUUACACAAAGCCCCGCGAAGUUUGGGUUGAGAAUAUAGAUACAGUUGAAGAGAAGAAGUUGGGUUUGUUUGAACUCCACCCCUCAGUGUUUGCCACAGUUCCACGAAUCGAUAUAAUUCACCUUAACGUUAUUUGGCAAAGAAAGUACAGAUGGGUUUCCUGGGCGCAUACAAAGACUCGUGCUGAGGUGCGUGGUGGAGGAAAGAAGCCGUGGCCUCAAAAAGGUCAAGGCAGAGCUCGACAUGGAUCCAUCAGAUCGCCUCUGUUCCGCGGGGGUGGAAUCGCUCAUGGACCUCGCUCCGCUACAACGCAUUUCUACAUGUUACCGUUCUAUCAAAGAAUCUACGGACUGACUUCAACAUUAUCAGCAAAAUUGGCGCAAGAUGAUUUACACAUCAUCAAGGAUUUAGAUUUACCAUCUGAUGAACCUGAUUAUUUGAAGGAUUUGAUUGAAAAUAGGAAUUGGGGCCCAUCAGUACUAAUAGUUGACGAUACUGAUAUAGUACCUCGUAACAUAACAGUGGCCACAGAUGCAUUGCCCCAUGUGAACAUAAUGCCUGUGUAUGGGCUCAAUGUAUACUCCAUGCUAAAACAUGAUACACUCAUUCUCACAAUGGCAGCAGCAGAAAAAAUUGAAGAGAGGAUUCUACACAACCUCAACUCAAUUGCUAAAGAGCAACAAGCACCAUUUAAGUUAGAUCAAGUGUAAAAACUUAUUUGCAAUAUAAAUAAUUUGUAACAUUAGUGUAAAUAA